Epithele typhae is the source of this 2085-nucleotide messenger RNA. RefSeq lists its product as uncharacterized. The record is from RefSeq and is a predicted model, not a curated record. Bases 1 to 2085 code for a protein of 694 amino acids. The transcript is spliced from 7 exons. Gene Ontology annotation, cellular component: plasma membrane. Lineage: Eukaryota; Fungi; Basidiomycota; Agaricomycetes; Polyporales; Epitheliaceae. Gene Ontology annotation, molecular function: G protein-coupled receptor activity. Gene Ontology annotation, biological process: adenylate cyclase-activating G protein-coupled receptor signaling pathway.
AUGUCUGCUUCUUCGAACCUGCUCAAGCUCACCAGCGGCCAGGCGUCUUCGCUCAUCGCUGUCGUCCUUUUCGCGACCAUCUCCCUGCUCGCCAUCUUCGCUGUCCUCCUCCGCUACUCAUGGGCCCCCGUCGUCGAGCGCAUCAAGGGCCGCCGUUCAAGCGACUCCGCGAUGGCGUUCUUCAACACACAACUCGGAGCAUACAUCGCGUCCCUCAUGCUGAGCAACGCGUUGAGCAGCAUCUCGUUUAUGAUCGACGCGCAGUGGUCAUCGGACAAGUCUAUCGUCGCAGGUAUUACGUGCAAUGCUCAAGGGAUUCUGGGCCAGAUGGGAGACAUGGGAGGAGCAUUCUUCACCAGUGCGAUCGCAAUCCACUCCUUCAACACGCUUGUCCUCCGCAACAAGCUUCCCGUGUGGAUCUGCCUCGCCGUCAACGUCUUCGGCUGGUUGUUCGCCAUUAUUAUGGCGGCGACGCCGACGUGGGUUAGCCCUGUUUUUGGCCCUGUCUACGGCCUUGGCGGGAUUGGAUGCGGAAUUUCCACCGAGUACCCUCUCCUGGGGACCGUGCUUCAUCUCAUUCCGCUUCUCCUGGGUUCCGUCGUCUCCGUCGUUUUCUCCUCACUAGUCUUCCUCGUCCUUCGCGGGACGUUGAACCUCAAGGAUGGCUUCAAGCUCAACGUCAACCGGUCGCACAGGUGGAGCAUGUCAAGCGUUACCACCGUUGAGUACGAGCGCUUUAUUGCGACUGUUGCUCGCAGCAUGCUGUGGUACCCAUUUGCCUACAACAUCCUUCUACUUCCCGAGAUCAUCGUGAUGCUCACCCAGGCAUCGAGCAUCAACGUUCCGUUCGAGGCACUUGUCUUCUCUGGCACCAUGGCUUCCAUGCUCGGUCUUGCCAACUCUUUGAUCCUCAUCAACACCCUUCGCAUCCUUCGUCCCUUCCUCGAGGGAAAUUUGACUGUUGGCUCGGUCGGGUCUGUGGACCGCAAGUCCAAGGAUAGCGAUAUGGAGAGCUUCUACGCGGGCGCGAAGUCGCCCGCUGGUUUCUCGCCCGACACUCCGGAGAAGGCCUACACCAAGCGCGAGAGCAAGCCCGAGUGGACGCCGCCCCCGCGUACCGCCUCAAGCAUCACAGCCAACGUCGCCCGUGGCAUCAACCGUGUCAGCCGUGGUCUGUCACUGAAGCGCAAGGAGAGCGAGCUCAACCCCUUCGUUGAGGUCGCCCGUCCGAUCACCCCGGUCGCGGAACUCAACGCGAUGCUCGCCGAGCCCGAGCCGGCCUACAAGAGGAGCCUGCCUUCAACUCCCCGCCUGCGGGCCGGUGCUCCUUCGACUGGUCUUCCCCUGCCCCGCCGCGACACGCGCUCGCCGAUCUUUCGUCAGCCUACGCUGCCCACCGAGCGUUCCCCUGUUGUGGAAGUGCCGUUUGUCUCCGUGAGCCUGAACACUCCGGAGCCUCCCAAGAAGAUGGUGCAGUUUGCGGUGCCCGCGAGCGAUACGUCCUCUGACAACGGAUCUCGUCACACUUCAAUGAGCGAGUCCCUCGUCUCGAUGUACCUCUCGCGUACUCCUGAAGCGGCCGAGAUGGACGUCCCCCCCGUCCCUCCCAAGAAGGCCCUCCCUGAGCCGCCGAAGAACCGCCGCCCGGCCCAGCUCCCGCUCUCCGCUCGCCCGUCCAUGAGCAGCACGCUCACGCCCUCGGCCUUCCCUGGGGUCCGCUCGGCGCGCCUCCCGGUGAUCACCCCGACCGAGGCCGUCGCAAGCAACGAGUGGGCCGAGCGCGUCCGCGCCGCCGCGACCCCUACGACCGCGACGCUCAAGGCCGAGCGCCGCCGCUCGCGCUCGCUCGACCUCAACGCGACGAACGGCCUUCCGCGCACGCCGGCGCGCACCCCGAUGUACGGCGACUCGCUCACCGCCGCGACCCCCCGCCGUGACGCGAGCCUGAGCGCGGUCUCCGCACGCACGGCGACGUUCGGCGCGCGCACGCCCUCCACGGCCCGCCCACCUGCGUCGGCGCGCGCGCUGCCCCUGCCCGCGACCCCGGCAGGAAGCCGCACGCCUGGGGGUUACAACUACCUCUGA